AUGAAUAUUUCCAGUAAUCCAACUGAGCGCAUGCAAGAUGCAUCUGAAAUCACAGAGAUGGUUCCGAAUAACCUAGAAAAUGCGCUCUCUGAAAACCACACGCACAUUGAUGUAGAGCCAACAAAGGCAAGCGCGUUUUAUUUGUUCAAAACUACCAUAAUAACAGCAGGCGACCUCAUAGAAAACUGCGGGUUUCUUUUUCUGUAUAUGGCCCUGGCGGAUGGGUGCGUAUACAGCUUUUUGGUGGGGCUGACAACACAGCUUGCAAUUAAUCUGCUAACAACAAUCUGUAUAUACAGGAGCGGCAGCGCAAGCCAGCCCAGAACAGAUACGAACGAAACCGAGCAAACAGUAGAAUCCGGGGCUCAGGAGAAUGAACACAUGCCAAAGGAAGAGAGCGAGUUAUACACAUACAGAGGUGUAUUGUCAAAUUUGCCGAUAUCCAUGAAACGCCUGUUCGCUGCCAUAACCAUUAUAAAAAGCCUGCUUACUGCCGGUAUUCUGGCAUCGAUUCUAGGCGCGCGAAUAUUCAGAAUUUUAAGAAUGGACACAGAACAAAGAACUAUGCCCGUAGACGAGGAUCCGUCUAUUCUUUUCUGGCCUAUUCAAAUAGGCCUUGCAUGUGUCUCAAUUAUUUUUCUCACAAAAAAGACUCUGCUCAGACAAUGCAGUCUCAUAAUAUACACUGCGGUUUUCCUAGGGUUUUUCGUUUUUAUGAUUGCAUACUUUGUCUAUAUGUGCCAUAUAGACAUUCAAGAGGUUUUCUACGGCAUCAAGAGUGUACUGAUCAACGAUACAAAUGGCAUCUCAUUGAGGAGGAUUGCUAGAGGGUUUUCGAUGACUAUCUUCAGUCUUCCGUUUUUUCACGGCACAGCCAAUUUUGCGAUAAGCUCCGAAAGUAAGCUGGAAUGCAAAAAGAUAAGAGUAAUGCAGAUAACCACGUUAAUAGUGAUGACUGUUAUGUACUGUUUUAUUGGGAUUAUCGGGGCUGCUUUGCAAAAUCCCUGCGAACUUAUGCAGAUAGAAGGAGACAUGAUGUUUGGCAUGGUAGAAAUGGUACAUAAUGUGCUGGAGCAAGUCAAAAACCAUCCGACUACUUUGAGCCUGCUGAUUAUUCGGGCCAUGGUAGACUUCGUUGACGCAGGGGUGGCGCUCAUUUUGGUAGGUGCAAUAAUACGGAACAUGACUGUAGUGCACACAAGCAUAUACCAGCCGUGCAAGCGCACACUAUAUGAGAUUGGUGCGCGCUUUUUAGGCUCAAUUGUGAAAGGGAAGCACAUAGCGUUAUUAGUAAGAAUUUUGGUGAGUUUAUUCGUAUGGAUAAUGUCGACAAUACUGGGAUAUAUUCUGAUGAAAAACAGCAUGCAAUAUGUGCUUGAGGUGUGUGGGUUUACAAUUUGGACGAUGCUUUGUGUCGUGUUUCCCUUUGUUGCUAUUGACUUCAACGCAAAUCCCAGGUGCGGGUUGACUUUUCGGGUGGCAAAUAGCAUGGGCUUGAGUUUUUUGGGCUCAUUUGCUGCAUUCACUUCUGUUAUAAUGCUUUUUUCUGCUGUUAUGCCAAUGCUUUUUCGGGCUAUAAUUGAAAAGAUCUGA
Molecule: messenger RNA, 1593 nt
Organism: Nematocida major
Lineage: Eukaryota; Fungi; Microsporidia
Exons: 1
Coding region: 1-1593 (530 amino acids)
Source: RefSeq, a predicted model, not a curated record